UUCAUUUAAUUUUCUUCGAAGCCUCAUCUUUUCAGAUUUCUUAAACAUGGACAUGUUCCCCUCAACAUCAUCCAAAACACUGCCUUUCUACAGCCAUAAAAACACGGCACUUUAUGUCCAUGCCUCCGAUCACGGUUUCAAGCCUUAUAGCGGCGGAGUAGAAGACGGUGAGAUCGGAGUUUUCGGGGCCGAGAAGUACUUCAACGGCGGAAUGGAGGAGGAAGAGAGUAGUAGCCAGAGAUCAACCACCACCAGCAGCAGCACGAGAAAACCACCGUAUGAUCACUCCAAACAAGUCGAGAAACUGGCUCUCGCCCACCACCACCAAGCAAGGCCAUGGCUCGAAACUCCGAGCGCUGCCUCAGAGUCAAGCAGCAUCAUUAGCCAAAGACCUCUACUGAAGAAUAUAGUAAGAAAUAAAUCUACUGUUGAUACUGUCGCUACUGUCAACAACAACCUUAAUAGUUCCAAAUCCAACAAUUUCCCAGAGAACAAAAAUUGCUUUCAAGAGACAACCUCAACAAAGAGUUUCCUGUCCGCUACUCUCGGCUAUUAUUGCAAGUGUUAUUCUUGCAAGGACAAGGACUGUGUCGACGUGGGUGAGAUCAGUUUUAGCAACACAGUUGCUGCAAAGUCCAAAAAUAAUAACAACAAUAAUAAUAAGAUUAUCGAAUGCGUUGAAGAUGCCGCAGUGUCGACUGGCGAGUCCUUUAGGGACAACCACUUCAGCUUCCAUAGCUUCAAACAACAAGAACAAGAACAAGAAGCGGAACGGAAGUCGUUGGAGGUUUUCGGGUCACCGGUGAUGGGGAGGCUCAGAAACUACAAAUCAAUGAGCUUGGAGAAGAGGCUGGCGAUGCUAUCUUGGAACCAAACGAACAACGAGGAUGAGGUGAACAGCGACUGCAGUUCUGAUCUCGAUAAAGCCGUUGAGGUUGCGGAAGAUAAUAACAAUGGUGGUAAGACAGCUACUGGCAAGUCAAAUUACCAUCAUCGACGACUCAAGUCGGAGUCGUCGGUCCUGAUGAAGAAGUUUGAAGAUGGAGGUUUCAGUUUCAGAUCACAAGGGCCACCCCCGCCACAUCGGGUUCUUGCUACGCGCUCACUUCCUCGCCCUUAUUCGCCCAGACUUUCCAAUAUAUCCUUCAAUAUACGUUGA
Molecule: messenger RNA, 1159 nt
Organism: Momordica charantia (bitter melon)
Lineage: Eukaryota; Viridiplantae; Streptophyta; Magnoliopsida; Cucurbitales; Cucurbitaceae
Source: RefSeq, a predicted model, not a curated record